UCAAUGUGUUCUGCAGCGCUUCCAACAUGCUUGCGGCUCUGGCGCUGAAGCGCUGGCAGCGCUGCGCCAUUGCGCCGCGCUUGUCGCGCAGGCGCGUGACGCCGACGCCGCUCGCCUCAACAGAGAGAUCGAACGCAAUCGAGUAUUAGAAGAGGCUUUAGCGGCCCUCGCGCGGACACACCAUGCCUUGGAAAUGUCCGUGGCUGAAGAACUCACCAAGAGCAAAAGGAAGAAAAAGUCAUCUAUGGCGCAGAAUGACUCCAAAGAAAACUUCUUCGACGUAUUUGAAGGGUCGGACUCGGACGACGACACGCUGGUGACGGCAGGGCUGUCGAGCCCGCUGGGCGCGCUGAGCCCGUGGGGCAGCAGCCCUGACCUCACGCGCCGCACGCCCGUCGGCAGCCCGGCCGGUACGUCACAGCGGGACUGUUCCCACCUCUCGCUCCCACCUAAAGCCCCGUCCGAGCUACCCAUCCUUAUCGCUCGCUCCGACGACGACACGUCAGUGACGGCGGGCCUGACUCUAAGCGGCCCCAACCCCCCAAACAUCAACUGCGUGGACGCGCAAGGCAACUCGUGCCUGCACUGCGCCGCGUAUAGAGGCCAUACGCGACUCGCCGUGCUCUUGCUGCAGAAUGGCGUCGAUACCACGCUCAGGAACAACUGCGGCCAGUUAGCCAUAGAGAUAUCCAAAGACAACGACGUGCGGGAAGUUCUCAACGUGAGGCCGGUGCAGAGGUUGCAGCGCACAGCAGCCCGGUUUGAGGGCCCGCUGCUCAAGCGAUCACGGUUCCUCGGUUGGCGACCGGUCUGGGCGGUUCUCCAACGCGGAGUGCUCCUCUACUACGGUUCCCGAGCCGAAGGCGCCAGGGAAGGCGGUCGCUGCCGAAGCCGCAGCUACUUAGACGGAGCCAAGCUGACCGCGCCGGAUACCGAACCCGCGCUCAUCGUGAUCAGCCUCAGCGACGGAGACACGCACCGCCUCGCCGUGCAGGGGGAAAACAUCACUGCUGCUAGACAGUCAUGGAUAACGGCAUUCAACGAGCACAUCGCGUAUUCAGGCCACUACCUGUGGGCCGGCGCCUCGCCCGACGCGGCCCGUGAGGCCACGGAAGAUCUGGAAGAUGAGUGCAAACCUUUAGGCUCAAUGCAAGACGCGCUGACCGCAGCGACCAAUAGCCUGGCCUUGCUGGAAACGCAACUGCGGGAGUGUUCCGCCAUUUUGACGGCACUGGACAAGAGCGUGUCGGUCGGAAAUUCGCUGCACCACUCAGCGUAUAUGCGCUUCCAACAUGCUUGCGGUUCCGGCGCUGAAGCGCUGGCAGCGCUGCGCCAUUGCGCCGCACUAGUUGCACAGGCGCGUGACGCCGACGCCGCUCGUCUCAACAGGGAGAUUGAACGCAACCGAGUAUUAGAAGAGGCUUUAGCGGCCCUCGCGCGGACACACCAUGCCUUAGAAAUGUCUGUGGCUGAAGAACUCACCAAGAGCAAAAGGAAGAAAAAGUCAUCUAUGGCACAGAAUGACUCCAAAGAAAACUUCUUCGACGUAUUUGAAGGUUCCGACUCGGACGACGACACGCUGGUGACGGCGGGGCUGUCGAGCCCGCUGGGCGCGCUCAGCCCGUGGGGCAGCAGCCCUGACCUCACGCGCCACACGCCCGUCGGCAGCCCGGCCGGUGACGUAACCCCAACUAACGAGGCCCGCGGCUUCCCUCGUCGAGCGUCGGUGUCAUCGGGCUCCCCGCAGUCGCUGCAUACAGCCGUGAGCCCGGCCAGCUCGCGCGGCACGCUGGUGUCGCAGGGCGGACACGUGUACCGCAACGCGCGGCCCUACAGCAAGGCCGCCAAGCUCAGUUCUCAGUGGUCACUUUAGGCGAUUGUAUAGGGUCAGUAUGGGUUCGCCAAAUUAUGCACAAUUUCUGCACAAUAUACGAAAUACAUAAAGUUU
Messenger RNA from Ostrinia furnacalis (Asian corn borer), 1948 nucleotides. RefSeq names its product oxysterol-binding protein-related protein 1. Bases 194 to 1873 code for a protein of 559 amino acids. Gene Ontology annotation, molecular function: protein binding. The transcript has 16 exons. NCBI's taxonomy places the organism in Eukaryota, Metazoa, Arthropoda, Insecta, Lepidoptera, Crambidae. The record is from RefSeq and is a predicted model, not a curated record.